GUCAAACGUAACAGUACGGAGCAACAUCAAUGCGGUGAAUCGCAGUUGCUUCUUAAUCGUUAGUUUAGUGUUUUUACCAGUUUUGUACUUGAAAAUCAGUAAAAAUGAGGAUCAGUGUCGAUGGUUUGCUGGUGUACUUUCCGUACGAGUACAUCUACCCGGAACAGUAUGCUUAUAUGCUGGAACUGAAGCGAACCUUCGAUGCGAAGGGACACUGCUUGCUGGAGAUGCCUUCGGGGACCGGUAAGACCACCACGCUGCUAUCGCUGAUUGUAGCCUACAUCAUGGAAUAUCCGCACAUCGUACGGAAGUUGAUCUACUGCUCGCGUACCGUACCGGAAAUCGAAAAGGUAAUCGCCGAGUUGAAGCACCUUAUGAACUACUACGAAAAGCAAACGGGUGUAAUGCCCAACAUAACCGGUUUGGUGCUCAGUUCACGAAAAAAUAUGUGCAUUCAUUCGGAAGUUAGCCGCGAACGGGACGGUAAAAUAGUGGAUGCCAAAUGUUACGGCAUGACGGCCAGCUACAUCCGUGAGCGGGCUGCGUCGGACGAUUCCGUAAGCGUGUGCCAGUACUUCGAAGGAUUUCAAGCGGAAGGAAAGGAAUCGACGCUACCGCCCGGUAUCUAUUCCAUCGACGAUCUGAAGGAUUUUGGCCGAGAGCGGAACUGGUGUCCGUACUUUGUGUCACGCUUCGCGAUCAAUCAAGCCCAGGUUGUAGUCUACAGUUACCACUACCUGUUGGAUCCCAAGAUUGCGGAGGUUGUUUCCAAAGAGCUUGCGCGGGAAUCGGUCGUGGUUUGCGAUGAGGCUCACAAUAUCGACAACGUUUGCGUAGAUUCUAUGAGUGUAAAAAUCAAUCGACGACUGAUUGAGAAAAGUACAACCGGAAUUCAUACGCUGGAGAAAUACGUUGCAGAGAUAAAAGAUGACGACCGGCAUCGGUUGAACGAGGAAUACCUACGGUUAGUCCAGGGACUGAAAGAGGCAUCGUUUGCUCGAGAAACGGACAUGGUUCUAGCUAACCCUGUUCUACCAUCGGAAAUUCUCAAAGAGGUAGUUCCAGGAAACAUCCGAAACGCGGACCAUUUUCUAAGCUUUCUGAAGCGUUUCAUUGAAUACAUAAAAUCGCGUCUCCGAGUGCAGCAUGUGGUUCAAGAGAGUCCGGCUGGUUUCCUGAAGGACAUUCAACAGAAAGUUUGUAUCGAGCGAAAACCGCUGCGUUUUUGUGCCGAGCGUUUGUCUUCGCUGCUGCGAACUUUGGAAAUCACCGACCUAACAGAAUUCGGUGCACUAACCGUGAUAACUUCGUUCGCAACGCUGGUGUCGUCCUACACAAAAGGUUUCACCAUUAUCAUAGAACCUUUCGAUGACAAAACACCCACGGUGUCGAAUCCUAUUAUGCACUUAAGCUGCAUGGAUUCAUCGAUUGCGAUGAAACCAAUCUUUCAACGGUUUCAAAGUGUGGUAAUCACUUCCGGAACACUGUCACCGAUGGAUAUGUAUCCAAAAAUACUGGAUUUUGAACCGGUGGUAAUGAGUUCCUUCACUAUGACCCUCGCCAGACCAUGUCUACUACCGAUGAUUGUCUCGCGUGGCAAUGAUCAGGUGGCCAUUUCAUCGAAAUUCGAAACACGCGAAGAUACAGCCGUUACUCGCAACUAUGGUCAGUUGCUGGUGGAAACAGCUAAAACCGUUCCAGAUGGAAUCGUGUGUUUUUUCACGUCCUACCUCUAUCUGGAAUCGGUGGUAGCAUCGUGGUACGAUCAGGGCAUUAUUGACACUCUGUUGAGGUACAAGUUGCUGUUCAUUGAGACGCAGGACAGUGCGGAAACGUCGUACGCACUGAUGAACUACGUCAAGGCGUGCGAAUGUGGCCGAGGAGCAGUGUUGCUAGCUGUAGCGCGCGGGCGCGUUUCCGAGGGAGUGGAUUUCGAUCAUCAUCUCGGCCGAGCAGUGCUGAUGUUUGGCAUCCCUUACGUUUACACCCAAUCCCGGAUAUUGAAGGCACGGUUGGACUAUUUGCGAGAUCAGUUUCAGAUAAGGGAAAAUGAUUUUCUUACCUUUGAUGCGUUACGACAUGCGGCGCAGUGUGUUGGCCGUGCCAUUCGUGGUAAAACCGAUUACGGUAUUAUGAUCUUUGCGGAUAAGCGUUUUUCCCGACAGGAUAAACGUGGUAAGCUUCCCAAGUGGAUCCAAGAGCACCUGACGGAUAACUACUGCAACCUCAGCACCGAAGAAUCGAUGCAGUUGGCAAAGCGAUGGCUUCGCCAAAUGGCGCAACCCUUCACACGGGAAGAUCAAUUGGGCGUUUCUCUGCUAACGCUAGAGCAGCUUCAAUCGACCGAAAAGGAAAAAUUGGAAAAACAGGCCCAGGGCAAAAACUAAUUUCUAACGUACU
Sabethes cyaneus is the source of this 2400-nucleotide messenger RNA. RefSeq names its product general transcription and DNA repair factor IIH helicase subunit XPD (gene Xpd). Gene Ontology annotation, molecular function: ATP binding; hydrolase activity, acting on acid anhydrides, in phosphorus-containing anhydrides; damaged DNA binding. NCBI's taxonomy places the organism in Eukaryota, Metazoa, Arthropoda, Insecta, Diptera, Culicidae. The record is from RefSeq and is a predicted model, not a curated record. The transcript has 7 exons. Gene Ontology annotation, biological process: nucleotide-excision repair; positive regulation of mitotic recombination; transcription by RNA polymerase II. Gene Ontology annotation, cellular component: nucleus. The coding region runs from base 105 to 2387 and encodes 760 amino acids.